GGUGCGGAGUACGCCAUGCGAGCCCGCAAGAGGAAAGCUGAUGUGGCCACGUUCUUACAGGAUCCCGAUGAAGAAAUUGCCAAAAUGGAGAUGACUAGAAAAAAGCCGUGUGAAAAACAGAUGUCCUGGAAUAACAUUCACGAGCAUGCCCACAUGCUGAUUCCCACUCCAGAUAAAGAUGAUGAUCCUGUUCAUGUUGACUACUCGCGCUUUAUUCAUCUGAGCGUGGUUCCCACCAGAGCUACCCCACUGCCAGCUCUAGGCUGGGCAAACAGGGAUGAUGUAUGGAAAAACAUGAUAAACAAAGAAGAGACCUACAUGAGAGAUAAAUUGUACAUGCAAAGGCACCCCCAGCUGCAGCCUAAAAUGAGAGCCAUCCUUCUAGACUGGCUAAUGGAGGUUUGUGAAGCCUACAAACUUCAUAGAGAAACUUUUUAUUUAGCACAAGAUUUCUUUGAUCGCUUUAUGGCAACACAACAGGAUGUUGUAAAAACACUAUUGCAGCUUAUUGGUGUCACUUCUCUAUUCAUAGCAGCAAAGCUUGAGGAAAUUUAUCCACCAAAGUUGCACCAGUUUGCUUAUGUUACAGAUGGAGCCUGUACAGAAGAUGAAAUAAUCAGUAUGGAAUUGAUCAUUAUGAAGGCUCUUAAUUGGAACUUAAAUCCACUGACGGUUGUAUCAUGGCUAAACAUUUACCUGCAAGUUGCAUAUUUAAAUGAUCUUUAUGAGAUGAUGUUGCCACAAUAUCCACAGCAGAUAUUUGUACAAAUAACAGAGCUCUUGGAUCUCUGUGUGCUGGAUAUAGGCUGCUUGGAAUACACCUAUGGAAUACUUGCAGCUUCUGCUUUGUAUCACUUCUCUUCAUCUGAGUUGAUGCAGAAAGUUUCAGGUUAUGAGUUCUGUGAGAUAGAGGACUGUGUGAAAUGGAUGGUCCCAUUUGCCAUGGCUCUAAGGGAAGUAGGAAGCUCCAAACUCAAACACUUUAGUGGGAUAGCUCCUGAAGAUUUGCACAAUAUACAGACGCACAUGAACAGCUUUGAUUUGCUGGACAGAGCUCAAGCAAAACAAGCCAUAUUGGCUGAGCAAAAUAGGACUUCACCUUUCCCCACUGGUGUCCUUACACCACCACAAAGUAGUAAGAAACUGUCUUCUGGGCUGCAAUCAAUAUGACUUUGGGAAUUGUUGAUGGACAAUUUUGCUGAAGUGCCUGUUCUGCUGGUUUUAGCUCCUGCUCCAUUACAGAACUGCUGCCAGUGAAGUUCAUAAGCUUUCAUGGAAUCUGGAAAGGAAACCUUACUUUCAUGUGACGGAAGUUUUUCUAUCUGAAAUAGUUUUAUUGAAUGUUAAAAUAUUUUAAAGAAAUGGAUCAAGUACACCAGCCACUUGAAAGAACACUGAAGUGUGCUCCAGAUGCUGCUACGGAGGGUGAUGCUUGAUCAACUGCUCAGAAAAAGGGCUUGAAGCUUGGAUUACUGUGCCUGUUUGUC
Messenger RNA from Cinclus cinclus, 1487 nucleotides. It is a transcript of the gene CCNE1, whose product is annotated as cyclin E1. Gene Ontology annotation, biological process: regulation of cyclin-dependent protein serine/threonine kinase activity; G1/S transition of mitotic cell cycle. The record is from RefSeq and is a predicted model, not a curated record. The transcript has 10 exons. The coding region runs from base 16 to 1170 and encodes 384 amino acids. Lineage: Eukaryota; Metazoa; Chordata; Aves; Passeriformes; Cinclidae. Gene Ontology annotation, molecular function: cyclin-dependent protein serine/threonine kinase regulator activity. Gene Ontology annotation, cellular component: cyclin E1-CDK2 complex; cytoplasm; centrosome.